Molecule: messenger RNA, 999 nt
Organism: Leishmania braziliensis MHOM/BR/75/M2904
Lineage: Eukaryota; Euglenozoa; Kinetoplastea; Trypanosomatida; Trypanosomatidae
Source: the annotation of a RefSeq genome assembly
UACGUCGGCGUGCCGCAUCUGGUAGAGGACCAGUUAAAGCUGAGGGAUCACACAAUGUCAGUGGCGUUUGUGAACUUACUCUUUGUAGGGAUGGGGGCCGCCACGCUGACGCUCCACCUCAUGCUGUGCUGGCGGCCAGAGAAAGAGGUAGCGCAAGGCUUUGUCGAGGACGCUGGGCAGCGACGAAGACUACCGCAACUGUGGCCCUAAUGUGUGCUCCUUCUGAGCGGGCCUGUCGCGGCUAUUGCUGUGAGCCACUCCAUCAGCCCAAUCGUGGCAGUCGUCAUGGUAAUUUCGCUCGCGUGCCACCUGGCCGCGGCGCACCACAACUGCGGUUACAGCGGUGGUCGUGUGACACACUGGGAUACACUCGGGUGCGUGACGGCUGGUCUUGGCGCAGCUCUAGUGAUGCUCGGUGGUGUACGACAAGGGACGGUACACUAUUGUGGCUCGCUGGGUAUUGCUUUUCUCUCGCUGUUAGGCCGGGGGCUGAGUGUGGCCAUCUCUGAAGUGUGGUGGAGGUGCUUCAUGCGGCCGCUGUGCGACAUGAACCAGCAGUUCCUGCUCUCGACCUUACUGGGGGUGCGCACACUGGCGCUUGGCAUUGAACCCUACGUGGUGAAUGUGAUUCUCGCAUUUGAUGGAGCCAGCAGCACCGCCCUUGUUGGCGAUUCUACCCAAGCCCUAGUCCCAGGUAAACUGGGCAAGGAACCGCAGUUAUUGGAUCGCAUGCCUCUCAUUUGCUACUGGUUCUUCCCUGAUGUGAUGCUGCUGCUCGGUGGGGGUCCCCCGCUCCUCUUGUGCUGGUGCGCGUACCACGCCGUAUUCUUCUAUGCCGACCACGCUGUCAGCGCCGCGUGCAUCAUGGUGCGUGUCGUGCUCUCCGCUGUGCCUCUUGCCGUUGCUCGGGUUCUGCGCACUGAGUGGGCAGAUACCACAGCGUCAGCGGUCCUGCGAGGGCCUUUGGCGGCCAUGGCUCUCGGAGCGGCAGGUGACUGA